Messenger RNA from Apiotrichum porosum, 1050 nucleotides. RefSeq lists its product as uncharacterized. The transcript has a single exon. Lineage: Eukaryota; Fungi; Basidiomycota; Tremellomycetes; Trichosporonales; Trichosporonaceae. The record is from RefSeq and is a predicted model, not a curated record. Bases 1 to 1050 code for a protein of 349 amino acids.
AUGUUCGCCAAGGUCUUUGUUACUGCCGCCAUGGCCGGCCUCGCUGCCACCGCCGCCCCCGUCCGCAAGUCGGUCCCCUCGACUUGGGCCACCAACUACCUUGAGGACUACAACACCUACCACGUCCGUUACCUCGCCCUGGACUGCCACCUCCAGCACAACACCACCUUCUUCGAGGACUGCUGCCACCCCCUCCAGGCCAACGGCACCCUCGCUGACCGUGCCUCGUACUGCACCCCCAACGCGACCGCCCUCGCCGCGGCCUCGUCCAAGGUCGCCGCCCAGGCUACCGCUACCAUCUCGGCCACCGGUGCCGCCGCCUCGUCGGACGCCGCCAUCGAGUCGGACCUCGAGUCCGAGUGGUGCUCCGCCACCUCGUCGGUCGAGUCGUCGGCCACCGCCGCCGCUGUCGCUGCCUCGACCACCGAGGCCGCCGCCUACGUCGCCCAGACCUCUGCCGCUUCCACCGAGGAGUACUCGUACGAGUCCUCGUCGGCUUCGGUUGAGGCCGCCUCUUCGUCUGUUGCCGCCUACGCCGACUACGCCCAGGCCUCGACCACCGAGGAGGCCGCCGCCGCCGCUACCACCACCGCCGAGGCCAAGUACCAGAAGGCCGCCGCUUCGUCGUCGUCGUCUGAGGACUCGUGGUCGUCGUCGACCUCGUCGUCUGCCGAGGCCGCCGCCACCUCGUCCACCUCGUCUUCGUCGUCGUCGGGCUCGGGCACCACCUACUCGGGUGAGGCUACCUACUACUACCAGACUGAGGGUGCCGACGCUUCGGGUGAGGGCUCGUGCGGCUGGACCAACACCGACUCGGAGCUCAUUGCCGCCAUCUCGACCACCGACGGCUCCACCUGGGCCAACACCCUCUGCGGCAAGUACGCCGUUGUCACCAACACUGCCAACUCGAAGACCGUCACUGUUGAGAUUGUCGACAACUGCCCCUCGUGCAACGGUGCCGACUCGCUCGACCUCUCCCCCGCCGCCUUCCAGGCCAUCGGUGACAUGGACACCGGUGUCCUUGACAUCACCUGGCAGCUCCAGGCUUAA